CGUGAUUUUUUCUGUUGGAAAAUUUUCAAGGGAAAAUAUCCAAUGGGAAUGCGAGUUUGUCAACUUUCCCCUGUAGAUCGAACUGUCAAAACACGACGACGAUCUUUUACGCAAAUUCCCCCGUUUCUCUGCGCGAACAGUCUUUGGUAUAGCUCGAGCAGCCCGAGCAGCUAAUAAGACUUUGCUAGAAACUUUGAUCGCUGCGAUCUGCGAUCGUUUUACACGGUCGACAGUAAAAUUCGUGUUAUUUUAAUUAGCAACCAGAAAAAGCUGAAACAUGCGGUUAGUUGGAACGAGCGUCGAUGAUCAGAUGACUGUGGUGUCUCACGACGAUUUUUUGUAUUCCACGAACGACGAAGACAUCCGCACGGUUACUCUCGAAUUUGGGAAAAUCCCAGUCGACUCGACACUCGUCAAAUCUUUGAAAAUAACAAAUGGCACAUCCAACGAUGAAUCGUACGAGGUCCACAGAGACCCAACGACCAAUCCCUUGGACACCGUUUUCCAUUUCAACAAAUAUUCCUGGUCUCUCCUCCCAAAUGAAUCUGAAUUAGUUCAAGUUCGAUACACUCCACCAAUGCCGAAUGAAAGGAGUGUCGAUUACUUUGCACUUCUCAAUCGAGGAUGUACAAUUGUCAAGAUCAUCGCCAAAGGCACAUGUUUUGGUCCGAAAGUCUCCAUAGACAGCGAAACUUUGAUCAUGUGUUUAAUGAGUCAAAAUGAAAAGAGGCGCGUCAAAAUUGUCAAUGAAUCACAUGUGGAAGCUCGUUUCAUGUUCGACGUUGACCCCAUACAGAAUUCUUUCAAAAUUUAUCCCAUGGAAGGCCAGAUCGGUCCUGAAUCUCACAUCUACGUCGUCAUUACAUUCGAACCCAAAUACUUGGGAUAUCACGUUUGUUUGCUGCCAUGCUUGAUCCACCAUCAGGCUCCAAUUUUAAUUCGGGCAUACGGUUACCACGGAAAGGAGCGAAGGGAGAGGAGACGUUCCUCUAUUCCCACCCUCAUACAUCCCCAUGAAGAGAAGGAUGAUUUUAAGGUUUACAUGUCGGACAGCCGUCACAUUCGAAAGAUCGAAGCUUUGGAGCCCUGUCAACGAGAUCCAAUAUCUUUGUCCGAUGGCUGCAUUGACUUCGGGCGGUUCGACGUCAGCCCGACAAACUCAAUUGCCACUACUCGUACCACGUCUUUUACGAAUCACGCCUUCAGCGACAUGGUCUUUCAGUGGCAAGAAGACGUCCGUGGCGUUUUUAGUCUUUCGCCGAAUUACGCACGAGUCAAAGCCGGCGGGACUUGCUUGAUCGAAGUACGCUUCGAUCCUAAGGAAGAAAACACUCUUUACGAGAGAGAAGUUCAAGCUCUCGUUUUGUAUCUCGAGGACGAUAGUUCCCUACCAAUUUUUGACGUUUCCAUGAUCAUGUCCCUGCGUCUCAUAGGUUCAGACGCCAAAUAUUCAAACUUUUUCUCAACUCGUGAGCAUUCGAUCGUCUGAUCGGUCUGUUGAUCCCCAACAGGCCACACUUUUCCUGCUGAUACUUCAACGUGGAUUCCUCAGUACGAAAUCCCACGAAACAUUGUGAUGCCACCGUGCCUCCCCUCAAAUCCCAUUUACACGACCUUUGUCAUCAAAAAAUUUGGUCACUUGCCGAUAAUGUACCGCUUCAUUCCACCACCUGAAACGUCUUUCAGCCUAAAACCUUCUCAAGGCAUUAUCCGGAGAAAUUAUCAAGUGAUAGUCGUCGAGAUGUUUCCCAAAUGCCGGGAUAAGCUGCUCUACGAAAGAUGGGCGAUGAGACUGAACGGUAAUCCGAAUUACGAAACUUUCAUAGACUUUCGAGGCUUCGCCGAUUCACCCUGCCUCAACGUGGCCAACUUCUUUGUCCAAUUUUCAACGACGCAUCCCCAUUGCGAGAAUAUUCAACCGGUAUUGAUGCUGAAUUCAACUCGUCAUCACAUUAAUUACAAAUUCGUGGAUCUGCCUGAAGGAAUGAGCGUCGACGUUUCUGCCGGGAAAAUUUAUUCCAACGAGAUUUUAACGCUCAAUUGGAUAUUUUGCCCUUUCAACGAGGGAGAUUACCAGUUCGAGAUGUCGUGCUGCUAUUCUGCGGAGUCAACAUCACCGGAUGCUGAAAAUCGUACGAUUUAUAUGGAAAUGACUGCUGCAGGAAAAUGUGAGAAAGGAUAUCUCGUGGCGAUUCCUGGCGAAUUGAUAUUCGAGAAGCAAUCGUACGACGAGCCUCGACAACUUGCCUUCGAACUGAUGAAUCCUGGGCUCGCCGGGAUCCCUUAUUUGUUGAGUAUCCAGCACGAUAAUUGGCCGUACGAAGAAAAAAAUCCGCGGCAGCAAGUGACGUUAAAACCCGCUUCGGGCAACCUUUUACCAGGCCACAAAGAAACCAUCGAAGUAACUAUUAUUCCACGCGAACAAGGACAUCACGAAAUCGCUUUACGAUAUUUUAUUCGUAAAAAUGAUCAAACCGAUUGCCUCGUCUCGACGAACGAAUCCCAGGAGAUUUGCAGAUUGAAAUAUUUUUGUUACAUGCCUGUAAUCAAGAUUCAGGAUUUGCUGCACUAUCGAAUUGGCAACAACAUCAGUAAACAUGUUCUUUGGCAACUUUUGAACAUUACCAAAUUGAACGAAAUAAUGAAUGAUCUCGAGGCGGACGAAAGGCGAAAUCUGACGAUAAAAUUACCACCAAUGCUCAUGCAAAACUAUACGUCGAUCAUCAAAUUAUUCGUUACAAAUCCUACGGGCAGCGUCGUUGAUUGGUCGUUGAAGAGAAUGAAGAAUUGUUAUUGUUCGAGGAUCAGUGAAAAAGGCAGAUCAAUUUCGUAUUCACAGACGAACAAUUGUUCUCACGAGAAGUUGAUAAAUUUUACUCCGAAAUCUGGAACUCUGGAGGUUCAUCAAAAAAGUAUUAUCACGAUGGAAUUACGUUACGAAAUGUUGGGAAAGCAUGUGGCGAAAUGGGACUUAGAAAUGGGACACAAUCGACACGUUUGUCUCUCUGUAGAAAUGACUUGCCUAUCGGGACUCGAAAAAACGUCUUUUCUGCGAUACGGUCCAGUGAUACAACUGAAAGAUGUGUACAUCGGGGAUCGAGAUCCCAUGAAUCAGAUUUGUUGGGUUUACAAUCCGACGAGAAAUGAUGUUUCCUACUCGUUGAACGCAGACAUUUUGAACCGAUUCAAUAAACAUCAUCGUCUUGAAGUUUUUCGUUGUCUCAAUUCUUCUGGGAUUGUUAAAAAAGAGUCGUUCGAACCUCUGAUUCUUAAAUUUCGACCAAGACGAUUGGGAAUGUAUGAAGUCGCAACUUCACUGACGAUUGGCGACGAAACAAGAGAAAUAUCGAUUAGAGGCGAAUGCACCGAUGACCCAAUGACGAAAAUUACACGAGUCACGACUCCGCGAUACGAUCUUUUCCGAAUGAGCGAGAUUCCUGUUCAUUUCAACACCGACAACGUUAAUUUGCCUCCUUUGCCCUUACACAGUCGAAUUACGAGAAUAAUUAUGAUUCAUAAUCGUUUGGAACACGAACUCGUUGCCUACAAAUGGAAAAGAUACGAACUUCCAGGAAUAUUGGAAAUCGAUUUAGAGCCACGAACCGGAAGAAUACAGCCGGAGGCGUUACAAACUUUUCGAUUGACAAUAACAACGGGAGGAAAACCAUGCAGAAUAAAUGCUGAUGUUAUGUGCGAAUUUAUAAAUCAGAGUAAGAAACGAGCUUACGAGAGAAGCGUCAUAUUGCAGCAGAGUCUUUGCGAUCAAAUGAAAGAUUAUUUUAAGAUAACUGAGACGGGAAUGUCAUAUCCACAACCAACAACAGUUUUGCUUGAAGAACCUCAACCUUUUUGUAAGCUAUUAUCAGUACGAUGUUACAUGUAUAGUCCACAAGACGUAGAAUUAAAAACUGAGGGGAGAGAACGCUUAAAAGACACUCCUCCGAUUGAAACAACGAUUGGAAAACCAUCGAAAUUUUCCAUUCCGAAUAAUACUCUCCCUCUCUUGACCUUCAUACUCGAAGGCAUGAUUUGGGAUAUUUUACAAAACCCGAGCCUCUGCAAUCGUCCGAAACCAACAUUGAAGUAUUCGCAAAUAAAGUUAAAUCCGUUGGAACGCAAAAGAGUUCAGGAGCGAUCUUACACGACCCCAUCGUCAAGAAUGAUAGAAAAAAUAUUGGAGAAUAUGAUAUUUAUGAUCGUUCACAAAGAGUUUGCCCUGGACACGAUUCAUUUGAUACGCAAGUCCGACGCUAGACAAGCCACGUACCCAAAAAUAUGGCAACAGGUGCCGGGCCAAGAAGGGAGGUUGGAACAAAGCCCAGAAACUCAAUGACUCUCGUCGAACCAAUGUUUUGACGUAUUUAUUACGUUUUUUCUUUAUCAAUAAAAACAGCUUAUUGUAAUCGUUGAAAAAAGCAA
Molecule: messenger RNA, 4419 nt
Organism: Venturia canescens
Lineage: Eukaryota; Metazoa; Arthropoda; Insecta; Hymenoptera; Ichneumonidae
Product: cilia- and flagella-associated protein 65
Exons: 18
Source: RefSeq, a predicted model, not a curated record